AUGAAGCUCAUCAUCGCGGGUUCUUCCGGCUUCGUGGCCACCGAACUAAUUCGCCAAGCGCUAUCGACCCCAAGCAUUACCGAAAUAAUUGCCCUUGGUCGCCGUGAAACACCUCCUCCCAAUAAGCUUGGGCCAAACUCCGAUGUUACAAAACUUCGGUCGGUCGUUUUAGGAGACUUUCUGUCCUACACAGAUGAAGUGAAAGAAAGUCUUGAAAGCGCAGAUGCGGUAAUAUGGACAAUAGCAAUCAGUCCUUCAAAGCUCAGCACCGUUACGUGGGAGGAAGCCUGCGUUAUUUCGCGCGACUACGCCGUCAAGGGCAUCGACACGAUCACACAGCUACCACGCGAUGGUAAAACCGAACCACUACGAUUCAUAUAUAUGAGUGGAUCUAAUGCGGUACGAGACCAAACCAAGAAACCACUAUUGAUGGGGGACUAUCUUCUCAUGCGGGGAGACGCUGAGACGAAAAUCCUCAACUACGCCACGACAUCUAAUGGUACCGUCGAGACACAAGUGACUAAGACCGGCAUCAUUGAGGAUCCAGUGCAGCUGAGCGUCGUAUCCAAGUUGGGCAGGGCUUUUUUACGUUCCCUCGUCGGUUUACCCAAGAUCAACGUGGACGUCAUCGCCGCCGCGCUUCUAGAUCAGGCUAUCAACGGAUUUGAAAAGGACACGCUUCUGAAUGAGGACCUUGUCCGUAUCGGAGAGGCUCGUCUUGCAGCAGGUGCUUCGGGUCAAAACCAAGCACCUUCAACGGGCUAA
Clonostachys byssicola is the source of this 765-nucleotide messenger RNA. Lineage: Eukaryota; Fungi; Ascomycota; Sordariomycetes; Hypocreales; Bionectriaceae. The record is from the annotation of a GenBank genome assembly.